AAGCAAUCCCCCCGUGUUAUGAAAGCAAAUACACGUGAGUUUGUAAACAACAGAGUGAGUGGAGGUGGAAGAGGAGAAGGUCGGUCAUCUCCGAGCUCAAUGAGGCUCCGCUACUUUCCGCUGGCAGUAUUUGCCAAUGUCCUGUGCCUGUGCCAAAGCUACACCCUGAGGAACUCGGUCUCCUGGGCUGUCUCCUCCAGCGAUGUGGUAGUGGAGGGGGAGCUGGACGCUAUAUCAGAGGAGGUCGCCCCGGCUCUGCUGGUGGACAACGCAGGCUUAUGGAAGCAGGCGUAUCCGUCGUCCAAGGUCCUUGGAGACGGAGUGGAGAGUCCCAAAGAGCUGGUGAAGUCCGACAGCGACAAUGUUGCUCCUCUUUCCUCUCGGCUGUUUUCAUAUCGCAUGGAGGAGGUGAAAAAGUCCAGCAACACCACUCCUCCCCCGCACCAGGAAACAGCAAGGACCGCCAGAUAUAUAGCUCACUACAGCGACUGGGGACACCUGGCCACCAUCUCUACACAGGACAAGAUCAAGGGUCUUCCCUUUGGGAACAUCUUCUCAGUCAGUGAUGGACCACUGGACAACAGCACUGGAGUAAUCUAUUUCUAUGUUACUCCAAUGGACAACACUGUGUCAGACCUGAAAAGUAACCCCUAUGCCUCGCUCACAUUCACAGAGGCUGAGGGAGAUUUCUGCAGGCAAAUGAUAUAUGAUCCAGAGGAUCCAAGAUGUGCACGACUCACAUUAACAGGCAAGAUGGUGGAGGUGGUCCCGGAGGAGCUGGAGUUUGCAAAGGAGGCUAUGUUCUCAAGACAUCCGGUGAUGAAAAAAUGGCCGGUGGGACACAAAUGGUUCUUCAUGAAGCUGGAGUUGAUCCAGGUCUGGCUGCAGGACUGGGUUGGAGGAGUGUCACUCAUUCCACUGGAGGACUACUUCAAAGCCACUCCCUUCUGAGAAUAUUCCUCCCUGUGCAUCAUUUCAAUCCGUAAAUACAGAUCAGUACAGCUGUCUACACAACAGAUGUCUCUUUCAUAUGGGGUGAAAUUCCCCAAAGCCUCAUUGUGCUAGGAAUAGUUCAAAAUCUCACUCCAUCAGUACCAUCAGCAUUGUAAUCUGUGUUUGUGAAUACCCUUUGCUGCCUACUCAUUGCUUUCUUUUAUGCCCUUCUACUUUGUUCUGCACUGUACAAUUGGCUUGACAUUCAGAAUCAGCUACUUGAGUUUCCUCCUGUACUUGGUCUGUGAAUGUAUUUAAAAUUAGUAAGCUUUUUGAGUCAUGGGUAUUCACAGGUGGCAUAAAAAACUGCAUAUUCAUGGCGUGUGUUUUUGAUGAAUAUGCAUGGAUCUUUUAUGCAUUUGGAUCAAAAUGGGUGCGCUGUUUAGAAAAAUAAAUGAAUGUGUGUGGGCAUACAAAACCAUAAUAUGCAUCUUGAAUGACAUCUUUGUCACACCCGUGGCGCUGAUGCUUGAAAUAUUUUUUAGGGGAACUGGGUUUGUUCAAUCCAGUCAGUGUUUAAACAGCAGGGAGCAAGGUUGAAUAGGACAGAGCUUCUCCUGAUUUAUUCAUGAGUGAACACACACAGCUGUGUCUAUGUAGCUGAGAUAGUAUUUAAGACAUGAAUGUAAACAAUCAGAGAUUGUUGUCAAUGAUUUAGCAGUUCCACACUGUUACUUUGUUGAUUUGUCCUGCCACUUAAGAUCUUAUUUUCAAUCUAGCACCUGGAAAUAAAUUGGAAAUUGUUAAUGUAAUGGCUGAAAAUUUAGGCAGUAGUCAGCACUGAUGUGGAAUUUCUGGAACUGUGGAAAAUUUGGAAAGGUAAAAGCAUACCUAUUUUAUGGUAUACAUACAAUUGCUCUAAUAAAGAAAUGCAUCUUUGUCUUUGA
This is a messenger RNA of Myripristis murdjan (pinecone soldierfish), 1880 nucleotides long. It is a transcript of the gene creg2, whose product is annotated as cellular repressor of E1A-stimulated genes 2. The record is from RefSeq and is a predicted model, not a curated record. NCBI's taxonomy places the organism in Eukaryota, Metazoa, Chordata, Actinopteri, Holocentriformes, Holocentridae.